This is a messenger RNA of Punica granatum (pomegranate), 880 nucleotides long. Lineage: Eukaryota; Viridiplantae; Streptophyta; Magnoliopsida; Myrtales; Lythraceae. The record is from RefSeq and is a predicted model, not a curated record.
GGGCAAAGUAGUCACAUGAAAAAAUCGAAUCCCCAAAACCCUAAUUAUAUAUAUCAGCUGACAAACCCUAGACCGCGCUUUGCUUCCUCCUCGCCUGUCACUGCGUACGAGAUUCCCCUACGCCCCUUCCUCCACUCAGCUCCUCGGAGCAGUCUUCGCGACAAAAUGUCUUUGGUGGCAAACGAGGAAUUUCAGCACAUUCUGCGUGUGCUGAACACCAACGUCGAUGGUAAGCAGAAAAUCAUGUUCGCCCUUACCUCCAUUAAAGGUAUCGGUCGCCGGUUCGCCAACAUCGUCUGCAAGAAGGCCGAUGUCGACAUGAACAAGAGGGCUGGUGAAUUGUCUGCUGCAGAGCUCGACAACCUCAUGGUUAUUGUUGCCAACCCAAGGCAGUUUAAGAUUCCCGACUGGUUCUUGAACAGGAAGAAGGAUUACAAGGAUGGAAAGUACUCUCAGGUGGUCUCUAAUGCUCUUGACAUGAAACUGAGAGAUGACUUGGAGAGGUUGAAGAAGAUUAGGAACCACCGUGGUCUGAGGCACUAUUGGGGCCUCCGUGUCCGUGGGCAGCACACCAAGACCACCGGUCGCAGAGGGAAGACUGUCGGUGUCUCGAAGAAGCGUUGAGCUUCCAUCCUCUUUUAUGUUCUGGAACGAUCCACAAAUACUUUGGUCAGUUUCUUUUGUUUUCAAGAAUGUCUACUGCAGACCUUCUCUAGCUAUAUAUUUUCCUUAGUCUUGUUUGGAUUGGUUUUUGAUAUUUUUGCAUGGAUUAGCCCAUUGAAUGGAUAUGCAGUGAUGCUUUUUAUUAAAUUAAACGUACCAGUUUUGUUGCUAUAGUUUAGCAUGACAAUUUUUAAUGAAGGCCCUGUUGCACUUUUAA